AUGCCCAGGUCGACAACAGUCUCGAAACCGAAGCGCGCGACCAAGACCUUCUCCGGAUGCUGGACUUGUCGCGAGCGCCAUGUCAAGUGCGACGAAGGCCGGCCCAGCUGCGCCCGAUGUUUGAAAGGCGGCUUUGUCUGCCACGGCUAUGGGAUCAAACUCGUCUGGAUCGACCCGGAAACACGCGGAUGGGAGCAAAAGAUCAGACGCGUGGUCAGCGCCCCGGUUCUGUACCACGACGACUCGGCCUUCAUCAAGGUCGAUGUCCAAGAUGCAUUGGACCGGCUGGAUCAGGGCGAGGCCUGCUCGAUCGGCCCGUUCUCCGUCUUUUCCGUGCACGAAGAAACAGACACGAGGGAGAGCAACUUCGAUGAACCACUGGAAUUCGACGACGUCGUGCUGUCCGACACUGAGUGCCUGUCGGGCAGUUCUGUCCACUCACUUGACCACGACCAUGGCGACGAGCAAGACGCCGGCGAAAUCGUCGUGUUGCCCUUCACGGCCGAGCCCAGCUCACCGGCCGAGUAUUGGUCACCAUCGAUAUCUCGCCACCUCGAUCUCUUGCCUCGACCAGCCGAACAGCGCCAACUCAUCCACCACUGGGUCACCUUUGUCUCGUGGCACUUGGUGCCCGUCGACCGCCCAGACAAUCCGUUUCGAAGCGUGUUCACGCCGAUGGCACUGGCAGGCCUCAACAGUCUCUCCUGCGAGUCGAAUGGCCAGAUCGCCCUGUUCCACUCGCUCUGCGCGACGUCAGCGUACAGUCGAGGGCAGCUUUCCAACGAUGCCAGGGCGUUGACGCUGGCGGGGAAACACUAUCACCUGGCCAUCUUGCACCUUCGACACAGCCUCGCGAACCUGACGAGCGACGACGCUGACGGGCAGCGCGACGCCAUCAUCGCCACCAUCACCAUGUUCUCAGUGAUGGACAUGAUUACCGGCCGCUCGUCGGAAUGGCGGACGCAUUUUCAGGGCGGGGCGUCGUUGCUGGCCACGAGCCAGGACCAACUCUGGAAACGGGACAAGAGCUCGUCCAUGAUCUACCAGAGCUACCUGGCGGUCGCGGCGCUGUGCAAUAUCGACCUGCCAUCCACCAUCGACGUCGCUUCGGACGCAUGUGAGGAUUACGUCCUCGACCGGUUUUUUGGCUUGACUCGACCGAUCCUGCAACACAUUGUGCGGGUGAAUGCGCUGCUGCGAGAUGCGUCGGCGCAGAACCUGCACCCGGCCUUACUGGACAAGCUGGAGAGCGAGCUCCGUGCACCCACGCCCGAGCAUCUCAACCUCGAGGGCCUCGACGACCCUCAGGCGCGAGAACUGGCUCGACACCAUGCCUAUGUCUUCUACUACGCCAGUCUCAUCCACUUCCAGCGAGCGGUGCGACAGACGGCCCCGGCUGCGCUACAGGAUCUCGUGGAGCGCGCGGUCGACCAUUUGGAGGAAAUUGAGCGGCUCGGUGCGGACACGGUCGGGUGCACACUCAUCUGGCCGCCGCUGGUCGUGGCCUGCGAGUGUGAGUGCCCCGAGCUGCGAGCCCGUGUGCUUGCAUGGUACCGACUGAAACGGCGGCAUGGUUUCAUGAACCUCGAAAUCUCCAAGGAUGUGGCACAGGAAGUCUGGCGGCGCAGGGACAGCGAGGUGAGCCAGGACGAUGUGCGCUGGCAGGACAUCUUGGCCGACAUGAAACUCGACAUUGUCCUUGCAUGA
This is a messenger RNA of Capronia epimyces CBS 606.96, 1707 nucleotides long. RefSeq lists its product as uncharacterized. Gene Ontology annotation, cellular component: nucleus. Lineage: Eukaryota; Fungi; Ascomycota; Eurotiomycetes; Chaetothyriales; Herpotrichiellaceae. Gene Ontology annotation, molecular function: DNA-binding transcription factor activity, RNA polymerase II-specific; transcription cis-regulatory region binding; zinc ion binding. Gene Ontology annotation, biological process: positive regulation of transcription by RNA polymerase II. The record is from RefSeq and is a predicted model, not a curated record. The transcript has a single exon. The coding region runs from base 1 to 1707 and encodes 568 amino acids.